Messenger RNA from Cylicocyclus nassatus, 219 nucleotides. The record is from the annotation of a GenBank genome assembly. NCBI's taxonomy places the organism in Eukaryota, Metazoa, Nematoda, Chromadorea, Rhabditida, Strongylidae.
AUGAAGUGCUUCUUCGUUCUGCUCAUUUUAGCGAUAGCUGCCUCGCGAUGCAUCAACGGGUAUCCUAUGUCGGAUGCCAUGGCCAAACAGUACGGAAGUAACGACUUUGAUCAACCACCUGAGACAGCAGGAGGAGAGCGUAGACUAAGGAGAAAACGUUGCGUGAUGAUUUGCGUGAGAAUAAGUCCACAUCUUCUUGAUUGUCACCGCAGAUGCUAA